AUGUGCUCACAAGCACAACCUGGACAGACGGUUAUUUUCGUCCCCAGUGCCAGCGUCACCCCGGAGCUUCCCAACGUGUUGACCAGUACUUAUGGAGGUUCAGUCACUCUUACAUCUGUUAUCUCCACCGGCCCUGGAGGAUCUGGGCAGACAGUCAUCUUCGUCCCCAGUGCCAGCGUCACUCCAGCUCUUCCCAACGUCUUGACCAGCACGUACGGCGGCUCAGUUACUUUCACUUCCGUCCUGCCCACCGGUCCGUCCGGAGAACCCGGCCAGACGGUCAUCUUUGUUCCCAGUGCUGCACCUAGUGCUACACCCACCGUUACCCUUGGCGGUGUGUUGACGAGCACGUACGGCGGCUCCAUCACCUUCACGUCGACGCUGCCCACCGGUCCUUCAGGAGAGCCUGGCGCGACGGUCAUCUUUGUGCCCAGUGUCACCGGAUCUCCAGCACUUCCCAACGUCCUCACUUCGACAUACACCGGCUCAGUCACUCUCACCACUGCGCUCCCCGUCGGACCUUCGGGAGAAACUGUCACUGUCAUCCUCGUGCCGAGUCAGACGGCCACACCCGGUCUGCCCAAUGUCCUCACAUCAACGUACGGCGGUUCAGUUACUGUCACAAGCACAAUCCCGGUCGGCCCUUCAGGAGACGUCGUUACGGUUAUCUUUGUCCCCAGCUCGACGGCCGAGCCCGGACCGACCACUCCGCCCGGUCUGCCCAAUCUCAUCACGUCGACAUACAGCGGCUCCGUCACAGUCACCACGACGUUGCCCGUUGGGCCUUCAGGCGAUAUUGUCACUGUUAUCCUGGUCCCCAGCUCAACGGCGGCGCCUGGCCUUCCCAAUCUCUUGACCAGCACGUACGGUGGAUCCGUCACCUUGACUUCAACACUAACCGUCGGGCCCUCAGGAGAUGUGGUUACUGUCAUCCUGGUGCCGAGCCAGACCACGACACCUGGCCUGCCCAAUAUCCUGACCAGCACGUACGGUGGAUCCGUCACCUCGACCUCUACUCUGACAGUUGGUCCAUCUGGAGAUGUCGUCACUGUCAUCCUGGUGCCGAGUCAGACUCCCCCGCCGGGCCUGCCCAACAUCUUGACCAGCACGUACGGCGGGUCCGUCACCUCGACUUCAACCUUGACUGUCGGUCCAUCCGGAGACAUCGUCACCGUCAUCUUGGUUCCGAGCCAGACUGCGGCACCUGGACCUCCUGGCGUUUCUACCAGCACCUACGAUGGAUCCGUCACACUGACAUCUACCCUGCCGGUUGGCCCCUCGGGUGAACUUGUCACUGUUAUCUUGGUGCCAAGUCAGACAGCCGGCCCCGAGCUUCCCAACGUCUUGACAAGCACGUAUGGAGGCUCAGUGACGCUGACCACGACCAUCCCGGUUGGAUCAUCCGGCGGCGUUGCCACCGUCAUUCUGGUCCCGAGUUCGACCAGCUCACCCAGUGCCGGUCUUCCCAACAUCCUCACCAGCACCUAUGACGGCUCUGUCACGCUCACCACCACCCUGCCCAUUGGUCCAUCCGGUGACCCGGCAACGGUUGUUCUGGUUCCGAGCCAAACAGCGGCUCCCGACAACCACCGUUCUUGGACCUUCGGGUGA
This is a messenger RNA of Colletotrichum destructivum, 1611 nucleotides long. Its product is annotated as Putative agglutinin-like protein. NCBI's taxonomy places the organism in Eukaryota, Fungi, Ascomycota, Sordariomycetes, Glomerellales, Glomerellaceae. The record is from RefSeq and is a predicted model, not a curated record. The transcript has 3 exons. Gene Ontology annotation, biological process: cell adhesion. The coding region runs from base 1 to 1611 and encodes 536 amino acids.